This is a messenger RNA of Helobdella robusta, 573 nucleotides long. RefSeq lists its product as hypothetical. The transcript has 4 exons. The record is from RefSeq and is a predicted model, not a curated record. Lineage: Eukaryota; Metazoa; Annelida; Clitellata; Rhynchobdellida; Glossiphoniidae. Gene Ontology annotation, cellular component: cytoplasm. Gene Ontology annotation, molecular function: peptide binding; metalloaminopeptidase activity; zinc ion binding. Gene Ontology annotation, biological process: proteolysis; peptide catabolic process. The annotation marks the transcript as partial.
GACAGUGUUGCCUUCCCUGAGUUUUAUUCCGGUGCGACGGAAGGUUGGGGUCUUUUCGUCUCUCAAUCAUAUUUUAUACUUUUUAAUGAAAACAAACAUUCAGAAGACCACAGAAUUACAGUGGCCGUUUCAGUUGCACCCGUCGUUGCUCAUCAGUGGUUUGGAAACUUGGUGACGAUGGAAUGGUGGGAUGAUUUGUGGCUCAAUGAGGGAUUCGCAACGUACGUCGCAUAUACUAGUACAAACGAUAUUUUUCCGGACUGGUCAAUGAUGGAGAUUUUUACAUUCGAUACGGUUUCAGCACUUCUGAAAGACGAUUCUUUUGAUUUCUCUCGUCCUAUGAUCAGUCCGGCUGACAACACUGAAGACAUUAUGCAGAACUAUGAUUCAAUUUCAUUUUAUAAAGGAGCCGCAUUAAUUCAGAUGCUGGAGAACGUAGUUGGAUCUGACGUAUUCAGCAGAGCCAUCAAUAACUACCUCAUCAGCCACCAGUUUCAUAGUGCAACGAGUGACGAUCUCUGGGCAGUAUUCUCUUGGCAGGUGACAAAAGAUUGUUUCAUUUUAUUUUUGUAG